Messenger RNA from Nipponia nippon (crested ibis), 462 nucleotides. Lineage: Eukaryota; Metazoa; Chordata; Aves; Pelecaniformes; Threskiornithidae. The record is from RefSeq and is a predicted model, not a curated record.
AUGGUUAGCAUCGAAAAAUGGAUAACUAGCAGAGCACAGGUAAAAGCUCCUGCCACAAAUCAAAAUAACAACUCAGGAGACCUGUCUUCUAUGUUCCUGCUCAGGGGGAGGUGGCGAUAUGGGCAGCAGCAGCAGCGCCUAGGUAACAAAGACCUGUUGAUGGUUUCGGGAGGCUAUAUUCAUCUCAUCUGUGUCGCUUUGUCCUCUCCCUUAUCAGUAGGGAACGCAGUUGGAAAACAGAUAGAGCAGCCAAAAGCCUAUCAUCAGCUGGGGGGGUGUCCAUCCAACCAGAGCCCCCUGAUGGCACACAAAGCUGAUGCUUUCCAUUUACCAAUCUACUUCCCUAAUUGUUGGAGAGGAGCACCCUGGGUCAGGGACCUCACCUCCGUCCGCAACUUCCUCAUCUACGUCGCGCUGCUGCGGAUCACUCCUUUCAUCCUGAAGAAGCUGGACAGUAUAUGA